Eubalaena glacialis (North Atlantic right whale) is the source of this 921-nucleotide messenger RNA. RefSeq names its product acylphosphatase 1 (gene ACYP1). Bases 480 to 785 code for a protein of 101 amino acids. Gene Ontology annotation, molecular function: acylphosphatase activity. The record is from RefSeq and is a predicted model, not a curated record. The transcript has 3 exons. NCBI's taxonomy places the organism in Eukaryota, Metazoa, Chordata, Mammalia, Artiodactyla, Balaenidae.
UCUCCUCCGGUCCAGGGAUCCUUUUUGUUCAUUAACGUAUGUCAACCACCUAGAACUGUGCCUGGCACACAGAGGCUCUCAGUAAAUAUUUACAGAAUGAUUGGAUUUAUCUCAAGUGUUUCUUCGUCUUUGUCUUUAUCCCCGCGAGAAAAUGAAAAAAGGCGUGCGCUUAGUGACCGAGGUGGGGUGAGGGCUCGAUCUGCAGUAUCGUAGCCGAUACCCUGGACAGAUCCCGCCCCCCUGCCAAUCGGAGGCUCUGGAGCUACUAGACACUGGCGUCCCGAAAUCCCACCCUCUGGGCGGGCUCUGGGCUGAGCGCGCCGUGCGUGAUUGGCCGACGGAGGUGAUGGGCAUGAGAGACAGCGAAAGAGGAGCCGCGUUCUAAGCUACCGGCCGCGGCGGUUACGCAACCGGGGGAACCGUUGGCCUGGUGGUCUCCGGGUUAGUCCACCGGAGAGGAGGACGAGGAGGGUCUGAGCAUGAGUAUGGCAGAAGGGGACACCCUGAUAUCAGUGGAUUAUGAAGUUUUUGGGAAAGUGCAAGGUGUGUUUUUCCGCAAGUACACUCAGGCUGAGGGUAAAAAGCUUGGAUUAGUAGGCUGGGUCCAGAACACUGACCAGGGCACAGUGCAAGGACAAUUGCAAGGUCCCACCUCCAAAGUCCGUCAUAUGCAGGAAUGGCUUCAGACAAGAGGAAGUCCCAAAUCACACAUUGACAGAGCAAGCUUCAACAAUGAGAAAGUCAUCUUAAAGUUGGAUUACUCAGAUUUCCAAAUUGUUAAAUAACGGUCUGAAUUUAAAUUUUCCAAGAUACUCAGUGGUUUUGUUUUUUUAUUUUUAAUAGAGAUAGAAUUAUUGUGUUCAAUAUUAGAAUUUGUCAGUAAGUUAUUUUAGUAUCAGACACUUGAUAGUUACUGUAUAU